Cylindrotheca closterium is the source of this 564-nucleotide messenger RNA. NCBI's taxonomy places the organism in Eukaryota, Bacillariophyta, Bacillariophyceae, Bacillariales, Bacillariaceae. The record is from the annotation of a GenBank genome assembly.
AUGACCAACAUAUUCACCAUCCAAGAUCUGAUCAAAACUGAAGGAACAUUUGCUGAUCGUCUCAAUCCUUGUCCUCCUGGCUGCAAGUGGAGAGAAGAUCAGCUCCAGAGCUGGUACAAACAGGCAAAGGAAAACCUUGUUGAGGGUGAUGGCGAAGAGGUAGUUGAUCACAGAAAGGCAGAAAACCCAUUUGAGUCUAGGUAUGGGCAAGGUUGGGAGGAAGAACUCAGAAAGGUUUUGCACAGAAAUGGCUCCGUUUCUAUUGCUCAUCAGGUAGACCAUAUUGUUCAUGAGUCUGCCCAAACAAUGACAGGGACAAAACCUGAGGAUGAUUGGAGGUUCUACCAUGAUGCCCUUACACUAAUGACAUCCGCUGAUCUCAUUGAUUACAUGAAGGCUAAAGGAAUAUAUCACAGAUGGAUCCUCCCAGAGCAGGGACUAUUUGAAGAUGACACAGCCCUUAAACAUUACCGGGGGCGACCUCCUGGUGACUCUCCGGAGUUGAUGCCCUGGGAUAACAAUCUGAAUCAAGAUGCCCAUGUUUCGGUUGAACAGCAUGUGUGA